Molecule: messenger RNA, 501 nt
Organism: Arachis duranensis
Lineage: Eukaryota; Viridiplantae; Streptophyta; Magnoliopsida; Fabales; Fabaceae
Product: mitochondrial import inner membrane translocase subunit Tim9-like
Exons: 2
Coding region: 45-332 (95 amino acids)
Source: RefSeq, a predicted model, not a curated record
AAACCUCGUUAACCGUUUUUCAUUCUUGUUCGUGUAAAUUGGAGAUGGAUAAGAGCAUUUUUAAUGGCAUGUCUGAUCUUCCUGAAGAGGAUAAGCAACGAAUGUCCACCAUGGUAGACCAGCUACAAAUUCGAGACAGUCUAAGGAUGUAUAAUUCAUUAGCGGAGCGAUGUUUCAAGGAUUGUGUCGAUACAUUCUAUCGGAAAUCCCUAACCAGAAACGAGGAAGCGUGUGUUCUCAGGUGUGCCAAAAAAUUCAUGAGGCUUUCCAUGCAAGUUGGUUCCAGAUUUUCAGAUCUUGACCAAGGUGCACAUACUGGUGUCUCUCAAUAGCCUCUGUCUUCUGGACAAUUGAUUUUUUUCAUUUUUGUAACAUGGAACAAUUUUUGUAUAAUGUAUGUCCACUUUAGUGGUUCUAAACCAGAAAUUAUUCAUGACAAGUGAAAUUUCUUUAGAUAGAGUAAAAGAAAAUGUGAUACUAUUGGUUUUGUCAUGAUGUUCA